Molecule: messenger RNA, 501 nt
Organism: Harpegnathos saltator (Jerdon's jumping ant)
Lineage: Eukaryota; Metazoa; Arthropoda; Insecta; Hymenoptera; Formicidae
Exons: 3
Coding region: 136-501 (121 amino acids)
Source: RefSeq, a predicted model, not a curated record
GUUGAAAAACUGACAAACACGUAUUCUGAUGGUUUGUCCGGAAUUGUUGGAAUUGAAUUAUCGGAUGAAACUGUUAUACCAGUAUGUUUAGGAAAUGAUACUGUGGAGAUGGAUUAGAGUAAUCAUACUCCUGAAAUGUUAAAAACACCUAUUCAUAACGCACUUCUUAUUUCUGACAAAGAAAUUCCAAAUACCAGUGAACAUCUUAACAGUCAAAAGACAUCUGACAGCCCACCCGUCAUACAGCAACCAAGAAACAAUUCAUGGAGUAGUAGAAGACGACCAGUUUUGCAUAAAGCGAGUAAAUCUUCAGCUAGUGCUACAUUUGAAUUACUUGCUGAGAAGAAAAUGGAAUUAGUUGGGAAGCAGAUGGAAAUGGAGAAAAUAAAAACAGCUUAUUUACAAGAAAAGAAUCAACUGGAAAUAGAUAUCCUAAAGUUGCAAAAGGAAGAGACACAAUUAAAGAUAGAUUUAUUAAAAAAACAAUUAUUAAAGUCAUAA